Helianthus annuus (common sunflower) is the source of this 3523-nucleotide messenger RNA. RefSeq lists its product as uncharacterized. Lineage: Eukaryota; Viridiplantae; Streptophyta; Magnoliopsida; Asterales; Asteraceae. The record is from RefSeq and is a predicted model, not a curated record. The transcript is spliced from 4 exons. Gene Ontology annotation, biological process: regulation of DNA-templated transcription. The coding region runs from base 195 to 3458 and encodes 1087 amino acids.
GAUACGAUGUUGUCCAGGGCACGUGAAUAAAGUAAUACGGUGAGUAGGGAUCAAUACGCUGCGUAUUGACAUGCCAGAUGAAAGUCUAUUUAUCCCUCCAUUCAUAUCUGUUACCCAUCACCCGACAUAUACUUUGCUUUCCUUUUCAUCUUCUUCUUCAGUAAAUUGUUAGUUUUUGGUUCAACCUUGUUAAAAUGUCAUCAUUUUGGAAGGAUAAUUAUUUCGGUAAUCGUUAUUCUAACGACACAUGGGGAUCAAAUGCUGCCAAUGAGGAGGAGGAGGUUGUGUCUGGAGUCCCUGUUAAUCAAGAAACACAGUUGCCAGACUUGAACAAGACUCCCACUCCACCUGUUGAUGAACCAAAUUACCCGGCGCAUCAAGUGUGUCCAGAUUACGGAUACGGGUAUGAAUCUCCGUACGUGCAACAAAGUGGAUACGGUGUUGAGAAUGCACCUGUUGAUGAACCAUAUUACCCGUCGCAGCAAUCGUAUCCGGGUUAUGGGGUAUACGGGGAUGAAGGUGGAUACGGAAGUUACAGUGGAUACGGUGGUGAUGGUGGAUACGGGGGUGAAGGUGGUUAUAGUGGAUAUGGGGGCUACGGUGGAUACGAUAGAUAUGGGGGUGACGGUGGUUACAGUGGAUACGGGGGUGAAGGUGGUUACAGUGUAUACGAUAGAUCUAGGGAUGAAGUUGGAUACGGUGGAUACGAAGAACAUGGUGGAUAUGGUUAUGAGUCCCGUAACACAUCACUUUAUGAACCAUCUACCCCGGGCAAUCCAUUUCAAGUAAAUGAGCGUUUCAUGUCUCUAACUGAUUUGAAGAAUUGGGUACAAGAAACGGGAAAGGAUAAUGGUUACGUAAUUGUUACCCGCCGAUCAAAAAAUAUUGGCGGUACUACUGGGAUGGUAUGGCUUGUGUGCGACCGUAGUGGUGAACACCGUAGUAAAGCAACAGUUAGGAAAGCUGGUAGCAAAAAAAUCGGCUGCCCAUUUUCAUUACUCGCCAUCCGGGACGUGAUGAACGACACGUGGGAGUUAAAAGUGGACUGUGCGAACCAUAACCACGAACCUACGACGAGUCUGUUGGGCCACGCUUUUGUGCGAAGAUUUACUAAAGCCGAAUACAAGCUAGUGGAGCAGCUAACUGCUCAAAACAUGGAGCCACGUAUCAUAUUUCAAACCCUAAGAAAGCAGUUCCCCGACAGCCUGCACGUUCAGAAAGACGUGCAAAAUGCGGUACAAAAAAUUAGAGCGACAAUAAUGGACGGAAAGAAUCCUAUUCAGGCACUGGAAAGCCUGCUGCAUGACCGCCGAUUCAUUUACGACACCCGACAAGAUCCCAAAACAGAUGUCGUAACAGAGAUUUUCUUUGUUCAUCCUUAUUCAAUCACUAUGUGGCGUGCAUUCCCGCACGUGAUGUUGAUCGACGCGACCUACAAAACAAACCUCUACAACAUGCCAUUUGUCCAGGUUGUGGGUAUGACGUCGACUGGGAAGUCUUUUUGUAUCGCACAUGCCGUUAUUUGUAAAGAACGAAGGGGUAACUACGUGUGGGUGCUUGAGCGGAUCAAGUCAAUAUUGCAUGAAUGUAUGAUGCCGCGUGUGAUAGUCACGGAUAGGGAGCUUGCCCUAAUAAACGCGUGUUCUAAAGUAUUCCCGAACGCAAAAAGGCUUCUAUGCCACUUUCACAUCCAACAAAAUAUAGCUAGAAAGUGCAAGUCAGGGUUCGAUAAAGAAGAUUGGGGGAAAUUUAUGUCGUACUGGCGGACAUUGUGCGAAUCUUCAUCAGAGGCCAUGUACAAGUACAACUUGGAGAAAAUGUAUAACCGACUCGUGGUUGCCAACCGAGAAAGUGUCUAUGAUUACGUCUACGAAAACUGGCUCAAAGACUAUAAAGAAAUGUUCGUUUAUGCGUGGACCGAUAAGUGUCGCAACUUUGGUCAGCGCACCACCAACAGAGUUGAGAGCCAGCACGCAAAUUUAAAAAGAUACAUUACGCGCGGGAGUUCAUUGGAGCGAAUAGCAAGAUGCAUCAUUGAUAUAGUUGAAACUCAGUACGAUGAAAUACAAAAAAGUUUCACUGAGAGCAUCGAAAAAACGAUGAACCACCACAGACACCGAAUGUUGGACAACCUACGUGGAAAGGUUUCCCAUGAAGCACUUGAUUUGCUGGAAAAAGAGCUACUGAGGAAGAUGGAUGUGUUGCGGAAACUUAACGCAUCAUGUGGUUGCCAUAUGUGGCUUAGCAAAGGCUUGCCGUGUGCUUGUAGGCUGGAAAACUACACACGUACAGGGCGUAUAAUACAACUCGACGAGAUAGAUGUAUUCUGGCGUAAGCUUGACUUGCUCCCUUGUAAACUGGUAGACGAGGAGGUCGAUAUUGUAGCAGAGCUCAAUAAUGUGCGGCAACAUUUAGAGGCGCAGUCCCCCGUUCAGCAAAAGAGUAUGCUUUCAAAGAUAAAAGCGGUUUUCACCCCGAAAUCGUCAACCAAGAAACCACCGAUCGUCCAGCAAAACACUCGCGGUCGGCCUACAUCAAAGAAAGUACAAGAAAGGCUAGAUGAAGCUGCGAGGUUAGACCAAGCUGCGAGAUACAGCUCCUGUGGCGAGGACAGCAACGUAAUUACCGCUUCCCCCAAGCAUAGGUACGAUUUACCCCGACACAGCUCAUACGUACCGUCAGAGGGCUCUCGUGGAACUGGUUCGUUUGUGAAGUCUGAAAAACCUAAAAUGCAACCAAACAGUUCAACAAGUUCUAAAAAGAAGGAGACGAGGGAUGAUAAGGUUUUUCCAUUAAUAAAGGGGGACGAGCACUUGUUAUGCAUUAAGAGGUUUAAGAAUCAAAUUCCAUCAGAGUUUCGCUCUUACAUAUCGCGUAUACAAGAUGUGACCCCAGACGGUCAUUGUGGGUACAGGUCUGUGGCUGUCGGGUUAGGUUUUACGGAACACGCAUGGCCCAAUAUUCGAAGAGAUUUACUACUGGAGAUUGACCAUAACAAACCGCGUUGGAAGCAUGUAUUCGAAACAUAUAACGAAGGAGACUUUAAACGAAUACGUAAGAGCAUCGAAUGGCAUUCAGUGAAAGGGUGCGAUCAAAGUCACUGGAUGGAAAUGCCCCAGGUAGGGCUUCUCAUAGCGCAAAGGUAUAAUAUUGUCCUCCACGUGCUAAGCAUUGAAUGGAGCUCUACCAUCUUCCCAUUAACGGAUGCCCCACUAGAUCCACGACCUCAAGCGAUAACGCUUAUACAUGUUCACGGGGGACACUUCAUACAUGCUAAGUUGGAAGGAGACUACCCCAUGCCUUUAGUGAACCCGAUGUGGUCGGCACAUCGAUCAAUAGCUGCGAAACGGUGGGAAGAAAUGUAUACACCGCGGUUAGAGCACUACUACGAGUUAAUGCAUCCUAAAUCAGACCGAGACAAAGACAGAGAACCGAGUUUAAAUGUUAUCGAAGAUUAAGCGGAAACUUGUAUUUUUGUAAAUUGUAGAAAUUUUUUAAUUUAUAAAGUUUUUAUCAUUUUUAA